UUCCCAUUCCAUGGCCGAUUCAACUUCAAGCGAUUCUCUCUCUUUCGACAUCGAUUCCUUCUCUCCUUCUCCAAAGGAGCAUAUAAUCAGAACACGUUAUGGUUCUGUAUCCGUUGCUGUAUAUGGAGACCAGGAUAAGCCAGCUCUUAUCACUUAUCCUGAUUUGGCUCUAAAUUAUGUCUCCUGCUUUCAGGGGUUAUUGUUUUGUCCUGAGGCAUAUUACCUUCUGCUCCACAAUUUCUGCGUUUAUCAUAUUAGUCCGCCUGGGCAUGAGUUGGGAGCUGCUGCAAUUGAUUCAGAUUACCCAAUUCUUUCUGCAGAUGACUUGGCUGAUCAAAUAGCCGAGGUUCUCAACUUUUUUGGUCUUGGUGCUGUAAUGUGUAUGGGUGUAACAGCUGGGGCUUACAUUCUUACCUUAUUUGCUAUGAAGUAUAGACAACGAGUUCUUGGUUUGAUACUUGUUUCUCCUCUAUGUAAAGAACCAUCUUGGACUGAAUGGUUGUACAGCAAGGUCAUCUCAAAUUUAUUAUACUUUUACGGCAUGUGUGGGAUGGUAAAGGAAAUUUUGUUGAAGCGAUACUUUAGCAAGGAAAUUCGAGGUGGUACUCAAUUAAUGGAGUCAGAUAUAGUUAAAGCAUGCCGAAGGUCAUUGGAUGAGAGGCAGAGUUUGAACGUGUGGCGGUUCCUUGAAGCUAUUAAUGGGAGACCUGACAUAAGUGAAGGAUUGAGAAAAUUACAUUGCCGUUCACUAAUUUUUGUCGGGGAUAUGUCUCCAUUUCAUUCGGAGGCUCUGCAUAUGACUUCAAAAUUAGACAGGCGUUUAAGUGCCUUAGUUGAGGUACAAGCAUGUGGUUCAAUGGUGACAGAGGAGCAGCCUCAUGCGAUGUUAAUACCAAUCGAGUACUUUCUUAUGGGAUAUGGCUUGUAUAGGCCAUCCAAGCCGAGUGUCAGCCCAAGAAGCCCCUUGAGUCCAUCAUGCAUUUCUCCCGAGCUUUAUUCACCAGAGAGUAUGGGUUUGAAAUUGAAACCAAUAAAGACACGGAUUUCUUUGGAAAUCUAGAAUUGGAUGAAUAAAGGUUGGCAAAUUGCUGACCCUU
Messenger RNA from Abrus precatorius (Indian licorice), 1097 nucleotides. Its product is annotated as protein NDL2-like. The record is from RefSeq and is a predicted model, not a curated record. Lineage: Eukaryota; Viridiplantae; Streptophyta; Magnoliopsida; Fabales; Fabaceae. The coding region runs from base 11 to 1060 and encodes 349 amino acids. The transcript has 11 exons.